Messenger RNA from Brienomyrus brachyistius, 3243 nucleotides. RefSeq names its product hematopoietic progenitor cell antigen CD34-like. The transcript is spliced from 8 exons. Lineage: Eukaryota; Metazoa; Chordata; Actinopteri; Osteoglossiformes; Mormyridae. Bases 192 to 1214 code for a protein of 340 amino acids. Gene Ontology annotation, biological process: cell adhesion. Gene Ontology annotation, cellular component: membrane. The record is from RefSeq and is a predicted model, not a curated record.
AGCCAGUUAGAAAAGGGGUGUGGAGAAGUGGUAGCAGAGGGGGCCCUAUAAAAUUGCCCGUGCACGAGCCACACUUUAUCCCGCCAGAGCCGCUCGCAGCCAGAGGAAAUCCCAGCCUCGUUCAGAGCCGCCGCACGCCCCAGCCACACACACACACGCCUCGUUUGCUCCAGGCUGCAGCCGCCAGCAGAAUGAAUGGACCCCGCAGAUGGACGGCCUUCAUGGCUGCCAGCGUUUUCUUGCUGUGCUAUGGAGUUAACGGUGACACCUCCACACCUGCGCCUCCUGCUACCCUGAGCAGCACGCCUGCUGCAGCGUUACCCGCCUCUGCGUUGCCAGUCGGCACCAUUGUGUCUCCCGUUGUUCCAAAGACAACAGUCCAACCCGACCCCGCCAAAAGCACAAUGCCUAGUUUUACUGAACCGGGCACAUUCAUCCUGAAAGUGGUGAGCACCAGCGUGAAUGCCGUGCUUCCUGUGAAGUCGACAGGCGGCACAGACACCGACAUGGAGAAAGCUACAAGCACACAGGCUGCAGAAAUCAGCAACGACAUCAUAAUCAAGCAGACAGAUAUGACGAUGACAGAGCAAAAGAAUCCGCUGCAGAGUGCACCUGUGGAGGAGCACACAUGUGUGGACAAGGACGCAAUGAAAGACCGGAGCGUGGUGAGGCUGACUCUGAAUACCAAGGACACCACCUGCGACCAGUUCAAAGUCUGGCUCGACGAAAUUGGACCAGAACUGUGCAACAGCUGCAAAUUUAAUAUAUUCCAGGAAGAUGACAUUGUUCUUGCCGGAGGCAAAGACGUCGAAGCUGACCCAGUAGGCAUGGCUGAGAAAUUCAGUUCUGAAAACAUUAAAAAUAAGCUGAAGGUGGUGGACGCCAAGCCCCUCUGGGGAAAAACUACACCCACGGUGCUGGUCUCCCUGCUGCUGCUUGGCCUGCUACUGGCCGCCCUGCUCAUCGCCGGCUACUGCCUGAAAGGUCGCUGGAUGGGCAGAGCCAAGGGAAAGAGACUGGCUGAGGAGCCCUGUCAGACACACGAAGACAAUGAGUGCCAGUCAGUAUCAGUGACGCCCCUCAACCCGUCAGAGGCCCAGGAGAAGCCCACCGUCAACGGGGAGUCCCCAGAUGGCGGCAAGAACCAGCCAGCCCCCGCCACCACCAACGGUCACUCUGCGGCAAAGAGUGCCGUGGCCGACACAGAGCUGUGAGCCCUCCCACGUUCGGCCAUAGCACCCCGAUCACCCCCCCACCCCCCCACCCUUACUCAGCCAUACUUGACCUGCUUUGUGGGCACGGGAAAAUGAUAGAGAUGUUUUCCUUUCCUCAAAAAGUCUCACCAAAUAAACAAGAUGAUAACUCCCCAGUCCUUAAAAGUAAUGGUGAGGAUAGUAAUGAUGGAUGAUGAUAAUGAUGAUGAUCUUGCCAUACAUAAUGUGAAGAAACAACCCCUGACUGCCGUCCCCAAGGAUACUCACGGACCUAAAAGUACUGGAACCAUUUAGUAAGUUGCCUUGUGAGACCUCCAGGAAGUCGGUACCGAAAUAGUGUCACUCUCAUCAAACCGCUGUGCCAUUCGACACCUGAGAGGACCUUCUGCUUAUCAGCGUGUUUUCAAAGAACUGCCAGUGCAGAUGAAAAACAGGCCAUCUGCAAUUUUUAGGGUCAGACUCAGUCAUAAAUCAGCCCCUAUGACUGACCGUUUUCUAAACCUGUAAGGAGCUGUUGAUACUUCUGCAAGAUAAAUGAAUCAAGCUCUCAGUUUCUCUGCUAUGUACAUAUGUAUGUUUAGAUAGUAUCGAAGUAUCUCUGUUAUAAAACUGAAUGACAACGUAGUGACAAGGGAUGUCAGCAAGAGGAACUGGUCAGAAAGGCGAAGACCUGACCUCCUUCUGUUGCUAACUUUCUCACAUCUGAAGCAACAGUAAAUCUACCUUUCAUUACCGCAAAAUCAGCCAAUAGGAUUUCAGGAUGUAGUAAGGUGAUCUGUCAUUGGCCAGCAGAAAAUUCAUCAGCCACUGCUGAGACUCCAAAAGGCAUAUGACCAGCCUGGGAGAUCUUUGGCCUCUGUUAGUAAUCAAGCCUUUUUUGUCAGUAUUAAUCAUUUAAAUUAAUCAUUUAAAUGUUUUCUGUGUUAUUUGCAACUUCAGUCUUUUUUUUUUUGAUUGGUGUUGUAGUGUUUUUUAUGACUAACUACUGAACAUCUGCAUGUCCCUCUGGCCAUACAGAUGUAGAAAAAAUGAGAGAAGUGUGAGCGGUUUCUGAACACACUCAGCAAAGCUUUAAUAUUUUAUUUGUGAAUUGUCACUAAAACUAUAUAUAUCCAGGCUUUGUUAUUGUACCAUCUCUGGCCCUGUGCUCUAAACUAAGCUUCUCCUGACGUGAUCCACAUCCCAGUAAAGGUUAAAAGAACGUCUGACUGAUUUUUUCAUAGCGUGCAGUUUUUAUAUGUCAGUGAAAGUGGCUUGUUUUCUAGUUCCACUGGUUUGAGAAGGGGGUGUAACAGUGGAAAUAUACUUUAACCCAUAAAUAGGUUAUCUUAAAAACAAGAAAGUUAGCCCAGAUACUAACUAAAUAUUUACUCUGGACAUUUUUCACAACACACGUUUUCUUCUUGGCAAUGUAAAGAUUUAAUGUGUCAUCAUUUCCCUUAUGUCAAGAACUCAAUUAUCAAAACGACAAAAUCACCCUGCACUGAAGUUCCCAGGAUCCAUUCCAUCUAUGUGAAUGCAUGUCUUUGAUCAAAACUUUUAAAUGUUAAUCUUUUCUGAGGCAGGUCUGCUUUGCCUUGAUUAAAUGAAGCGUUACGACACAUAAACUUUUGAUUUCCCUAUUUCUACAUAUGUUAAAAAAACUCGUUUAUAUUAUAUUGUGCAACCUCCUGGUCAGUAUUUGCUUCAUUUAAUUUCAUUUGCCUUGGCUGUGUGAUAUUGAAAAAAGAUAUUGAAAAACUCUGCGUUGUUUUAAGUCGACAAAAUAAUUCUUAGGAGAAUAUGUCCGACAAAGUUCAAAGCCCACUCACAUGCUAUUUUUAACCCAGUAAUCUAAGAUUGUGAACAUUUUUGGAUACAUGACCGGAAAUGAUGCGAAUCGCAAACAUUUUAACCUGCAGAAAUGGCUGUUCUUGUUUUUACAUUCCGGAACUAACUUUGGAUUCUACGAGCAUGACACAUUUCACUUGAUUUAUUUUCAGAACAAAAAUGGAAGCUGCGAAAUAAACACAUUUUGUAUGAAUGGAAA